This is a messenger RNA of Pygocentrus nattereri (red-bellied piranha), 2448 nucleotides long. RefSeq names its product epoxide hydrolase 1-like. The transcript is spliced from 9 exons. The record is from RefSeq and is a predicted model, not a curated record. Gene Ontology annotation, biological process: arachidonate metabolic process; epoxide metabolic process. Bases 153 to 1568 code for a protein of 471 amino acids. Lineage: Eukaryota; Metazoa; Chordata; Actinopteri; Characiformes; Serrasalmidae. Gene Ontology annotation, molecular function: epoxide hydrolase activity.
CCCUCCUUCCCCGCUGCCCACGCCUCCUCUGUCCAUUUUGCUUAACUUUGAAACAGCAGUGAACUUCGGACGCAAAGAGACGGCUUAUGUGUAUUUAUUGCAGGAUAAUUUCUACCGCCGCCGUUGGAUACUGAGAGCCUGGAGCCAAAAUCAUGGAGACGUUGGAAAACAUGCAAAAGGCCAUUUCCAGUCUUGAUCCCUGCCAACUUAAGGUGUUACUGGUCACCUCUGUGGGAAUUGGAGGUCUUUUGUGCUACUUGGCUUUGAGGAAAAAAACAAAGAAUAUCCCAGUUGGAGAUGGCUGGUGGAGAGUAGGAGAGAAGCCCCUUUCAGAGGACAGGACUAUACGUCCUUUUGUUGUGGAGACCUCUGAAGAAAUGAUACAGGAUCUUCACCAACGCAUCAACCAAACAAGAUACACAGAAAGUCUGGAAGAUGGCCGGUUCCACUACGGCUUUAACUCUGCCUAUCUCAAAAAGGUGGCCAAAUACUGGAGGCAUGAGUUUGACUGGGAGAAGCAGGUUAGGGUGCUUAACAAGUACCCUCACUUCAAAACCAACAUUGAGGGUUUAGAUGUGCACUUCAUCCAUGUGAAGCCUGUCCAGCGUGCUGGACAGAAGGUUCUGCCUCUCAUGAUGGUGCAUGGCUGGCCUGGUUCCUUCUAUGAGUUCUACAAGAUUUUGCCUCUGCUCACUGAGACUGAAGGAGACUUUGUAUUUGAGGUCAUCUGUCCCUCCAUCCCAGGAUAUGGCUAUUCUGAAGCCCCACAUACGCAAGGAUUCACUUGCCUGGAUGCUGCACGGAUCUUCCAUAAGCUGAUGGACAGACUGGACUUCAGUGACUAUUAUGUUCAAGGGGGAGACUGGGGAGCAUUUAUCACCUGCAGCAUGGCCCUGAUGAAGCCUGAGUGCAUUCGGGGUUUACAUCUUAACAUGGUCAACGCCAAGGCAGGAGGUGCUCUAUCAAUCAUCUCUCUCCUUGUUGGCCGUUAUCUGCCUUUCCUGGUGGGAUUCACCAGAGAAGAUGUUUGCAGAAUUUAUCCUUUCAUGCAGAAGAACGUGUACAAAAUACUACGAGAAUCUGGCUACAUGCACAUCCAAGCCACCAAACCUGAUACUGCAGGCUGUGGGUUAAAUAACUCUCCAGUUGGUCUGGCUGCAUACAUCUUGGAGAAGUUCAGCACCUGGACUGACUAUAAGAACAGGGACCUUGAAGAUGGAGGGUUAGAGAGAAAGUUCAGUUUGGAUGACCUCCUGACCAACAUUAUGAUCUACUGGACUACAGGCUCCAUCAUUCCGUCCAUGCGCUUCUACAAAGAGAACAUGGGCGCAAACUUUCAAAAAACCAUGGACAAUACAACAAAAAUCCAUGUCCCUACGGGAUUGGCAGCAUUUCCCCAUGAGCUGUUACACUGUCCCAGGGUCUGGGCCCGCUCGAGGUUCACAGACAUCCGCUCCUACACCUACAUGCCGCGAGGUGGUCACUUCGCAGCCUUUGAGGAACCUGUGCUGCUGGCCCAGGACUUGUUGCAGUUUGUGAAGAAAGUGGAGAGCAAGAGGCCUAAAUAACUACUGCAUUCCAGUGCCUUUUGAGAUAAAACAUACACUACUUUAAAGGGAAAUGGGUAAAAAACUCUGAGAAUGAAUAAGUAAUAUAGCUGUUAAUUUGAGAACAAAAUGGGGAAGUAUACCUUAUAAUUACACUGCAUUUAUACACUAUAUUAGAGCACUGCUAUUAUAAUCCAUGGCUGAUUUGGUGAUGGACGAUAUGUCCAUAAGUUUGUAGACACCUCCUUGUUUGUUGUGAAAUCAAAGGUAUAAACAGGGAGUUUGUCCCAUUUUGCUGUCUCUACUCUUCUGGAUAACCCUAGCUCAUCUCAAAAGGUGUUGGAUGGAGCUCCAGAGAGCAGAGAAUGCAGAUUCACUGCUGCACAGCCCAGUGCUGGGGGGCUUUAUACCCCUCUAGGCAACAUUUGGCAUUGAGCAUGAUGACCUCAGGCUUUUGUGUAGCUGCUCCAGAGUGUCCCUUUGUGUUGGCCAAAGCUUUACUAUUGAGAUUAUAGCAGGUAUGUGUAAGCAAAUAAAAACCUUAACAGGUGCAUCUUAAAGCGUCCACUUCCUGUUUCUUGUAUUAUUAUUAUUUUUUUUUUUUUGAAUGAAGUUAGUGUUUUUUUGGGUGACCAUUGUCCAGCCCGUUUUUGUCCCUAGAUAACUAACUAGAUUCACUAGAAUUUAACAGGUUGAUUUUGUUACUUUAAGACUGUUUCUUUUCUUUAAUACUGCUUAGAACUCCGGCAUUAAUAGGCCAAGCUAAACCACUAUGUGAAUAACUGAAAAUAUGUAAAUGGUGGGUUUUAGUGACAUCACAUAAAGGAGAUAUUUUAAAAAAAAAAAAAGCAUAGACAGUGUUUACAUACCAGAUACAAACCAAGUAGUAAAAAUGAUUUUU